This is a messenger RNA of Saprolegnia parasitica CBS 223.65, 666 nucleotides long. RefSeq lists its product as hypothetical. The record is from RefSeq and is a predicted model, not a curated record. NCBI's taxonomy places the organism in Eukaryota, Oomycota, Saprolegniomycetes, Saprolegniales, Saprolegniaceae. Gene Ontology annotation, cellular component: Golgi apparatus; membrane. Gene Ontology annotation, molecular function: SNAP receptor activity. Gene Ontology annotation, biological process: endoplasmic reticulum to Golgi vesicle-mediated transport. The coding region runs from base 14 to 616 and encodes 200 amino acids. The transcript has 4 exons.
GAGCGACUCGGCCAUGGUGAAGAUUGUGUCCCUCGGUGUCCUCCGCCAAGAAGCGGGAACGAAGCCCAUCAUCCUCGCGAAUGCGUUCGACCUCAACUCGUUUACUUAUUUCAAGCGCUCUGGCGUCCGGGAAAUGAUCACGUUCUUCAGCCGCACGUUCGUCGAGCGGACACAGAAGGGUCAGCGCCAGUCGAUCCAGCACGAAGAGUACAACUGCCACGUGUACGUCCGCCAAGAUGGCCUCGCCGGUAUCGUGGUGUGCGACCAAGACUACCCGCCACGCGUCGCGUUUGCGCUCAUGAACAAGAUGCUCGAAGAGUUCAACAAGGAGACGAACGGGUCUUGGGCACAAAACCCGGGCAACGGCAGCUUGGAUUGGGCACCGCUGACAAAGGCGCUCGAAGACUACCAGGACCCGACGAAGGCGGACAAGAUCUCGGCCAUCCAGAAGGAGCUUGACGAAACGACGGCGGUCUUGUCCAAGACGAUUGACAGCGUGCUGGAGCGCGGCGAGAAGCUGGACGACCUCGUGUCCAAAUCGGCGGAUCUGAGCAGCCAGUCCAAGGUGUUUUACAAGCAAGCAAAGAAGACGAAUAGCUGCUGCGUCGUCAUGUAGACGCCGGUCAGCGACAAAGCGGAACAAUAGAUAUUCUUUUUGCGUCUAGC